This is a messenger RNA of Aspergillus homomorphus CBS 101889, 2308 nucleotides long. RefSeq names its product adenylate-forming enzyme AfeA (gene afeA). Gene Ontology annotation, molecular function: CoA-ligase activity. The transcript has 3 exons. The coding region runs from base 296 to 2065 and encodes 589 amino acids. Gene Ontology annotation, biological process: secondary metabolic process. Lineage: Eukaryota; Fungi; Ascomycota; Eurotiomycetes; Eurotiales; Aspergillaceae. The record is from RefSeq and is a predicted model, not a curated record.
GGAAUUGUUCGGGCCUUCACUAGACACCGCAAAUUGACCACCCUCUCAGUAGUCUUUCUGAAACCGCCAGCAUGACAAAAACAUAUUCCUUCACCACCAUGGAGAUUAUUAUAUUUAUCGCGUUGGAUCUCCCCAUGGUCGGGGAGGAUUUCACUCAACACUCCUGUGUAUCCUCUACUCUCUACCUCCCUACAAUCGUGUCUCCGACUCUCUAGCCCAGUCGGUCCUUUGUGCUCAUUUGACCUGCCUGCUUGCUCCUGACCGAAUAUCUUCUGUCAAUUGUUUUCCCGACGCGAUGGGUCUCUGGGAAUCGUCCUUGGCGUACCCCAAUCUGGGCCAACCCCCAUACACUGACUUGUUGACAUUUGCGUUCCGCAGCCCCUACCACUACGACAAGGAGCGUCCACUGUUCAUUGACGCUGAAAACCCGUCACAGUCUUUCAGUGCGCGACAGUUUGAGACCCUUGUUCGGACACUGAUUGCAGGAUUAAGGGCCCAUGAUGUGCAGAAAGGGGAUUGUGUGUUGGUCCACCUCGGGAAUAGUAUCAUUUACCCCGCUCUCUUCUAUAGUAUCAUCGGCGCCGGCGGCGUGUUCAUGGGUACCAACGCACGAAGUCAACCACAAGAAUUAGACCACCUUCUCCAGCUAGCUGAACCCAAAUUGAUUGUCACUUCGCGUGAUGCGCUUCCCACCGUCCUCAAGGUCUCGGCCGACCGGGAAAUGCUCCCCAGGCAGGUUUGCCUAUUGGACGAGUUCGCAGGGGAUCACAUCGGUCAACUCCUGUACUCGGGACCCUUAGCCUAUGCGGCCGCAAGCGCCCCAUAUCUAUCCAACAGUGGAGAUGAAACCUACCUCAGCUUCGCUCACCUUCUUGCGUACGGCGAAGACAAUUGGCUCGCCUUCCAUGACGAGAUGAUUGCCAAAUCGACCCCGGCCGCGAUGUUCCCCACCAGCGGCACCGGGGGGUUACCCAAGGCGGCGAUUCUGUCGCAUCACGCUAUCAUCUCGCAACAUCUCAGCAUCCAGUACGAGGUUCCCUACGAGGUGACGCGGUUAAUGUCACUACCCAUGUUCCAUCUGUUCGGGGCCCUGUGGACCCACCUGUUCCCCAUUCGCUACGGACAGCCAUUGUUUGUGCUCUCGCGCUUCGAACUAGCGCAGUUUGUCACGGCGGUGUAUCAGUAUCGCAUCUCCGAGACUUACAUGGUCCCAGCCAUGAUCCACGCGUUCAAUCGCGCGACUAUCCCGGUUGCGGGCUACCUGUCGUCGCUGCGCUACGUUGGCGUGGCCGGCGCGCCCAUUGACGGAGCGUCCAUGCAACAAUUCCAGCAACUACUUCAUGGCGAGGCACAAGCCUCCCAGCUGUGGGGGAUGACGGAAGUAGGUGUGGUGUUCCAGAACCGGUACGGAGAGCCAGGCCACCCCGGAAGUAUCGGAAGGCAGCGUUCGGGGUACGAGGUUCGGUUGGUAGGCCAGGAGGGGGAAUUGGUCACGGAGGAGAACAAGCCUGGGGAGUUGUAUGUGCGGGGGGCAGGCCUUCUGAUGGGUUAUAAGGGACGCAGCGAUGCCAAAGACGGGCAUGGGUGGUUCCGCACCGGGGACGUGGCUUAUGUUCGGGACGGGGUAUAUUACAUUCACGGCCGUACCAAGGAGCUGAUCAAGGUUCGAGGAUGGCAGGUCGCGCCGGCCGAGCUCGAGGCAGUCCUACUGCAACACCCCGGCAUUGAGGACGCGGCGGUAAUCGGGGUUACAUCGCACGACGGCAGCACGGAGCUGCCGCGCGCCUUCAUCGUGCGGGCCAGAACCCCCACGGGCACUCGGUUGACGGCCGACGAAGCGUACUCGUUCACGCGGCAGCAGCUGGUCAGCUACAAGGCGCUGGAUGGGGGCAUCAUCUUCGUGGAGGAGAUCCCGCGCACGGCGAGUGGGAAGAUCCAACGGUUCCGGCUCGCGCAGAUGAACACCUAUCGCGAGAUCGUCAGUUCGCUACUGACGCGCUUCAACAAGGGAGGCGCUAGUCUUCAGACGGUGGGGAUCAUGCAUAAUGGUCGCAUUACGGUUUGAUUGAAGGUGGGGCAAUUUCUAGGUUGGACUUCUUAUCUUGGUGACGGGUGGAUUACGCGUUUGCAGUUUUUUUUCUGGUCAUGGUACUGUACAUGGGGAAUGAUUUGAGGCGUUUCGGGAUAAGUACUGGGGUUGAGACUAUAUACCAUAUACACAAUCGGCGAGACAAGAUUGAGGGUCAAGGUUGGCAUCGACAGACGAUAUACCAGGCUAUCUAGAUCCACAGAAGAAUACAUCUUCAAU